AUGAAAAUUGUUUUAAACGUUGUCACACUGAUACUGUUCAGGCAAAAAACUUUCAGUCAAAUAUACGUAAGUAUAAUAGUGCCGUUGCCUUUGCUUCUUUUGGAGCAAACCUUCGCCCCCCCACCUGGCCGUGGACCACCAUGCUUUCGUAUCUGUGGUCAAAUAUGGCAUCGUGUUGGGGGUCUUCACCCUCCUGAAGGACAAACCCCUGUUUUUAACCAACUUUAUAUUUAUGAAGCAGGUAGGGCUCUCAACGAAAGAAUGGCACGCCAAGAAAAUAAUGGCUGUCGUGAAGACGUGAUGCGAACUGUUCAAGAUGUUAUAGACAGAGUAAGCCCAUUUGCUGCUGCCUAUAGGUACAUGGCUGAAGUUGAAGCUGAAGAAUUAAAUCAGGCAGCAGCACAAAACCGUGCUCCAUCUAGAGUGCGUAUGUACAUGAGAGUUGGCAAUGACCGAAAGCGCUACAACUUGCCACAUCAUGAUGAAGUUGCAGCAGUAUUUGUUGGCCAAGAUGGAGCACCUCCUGGAAACAGGGAUGUUGUUAUCUAUCCGCGUGGAGGUGAUUUACAGAAUAUUUCCACAAUGUCUGCAAACUUGGAUCCAAUGGUGUAUCCUCUUUUUUUUCCAAGGGGUGAACCAGGUUGGCAUAAUAGGAUACCUCAUGUUGCUGUACGUGCAACCCGUACACGCAACACUACUACAAUGUUGCAGUAUUAUACUUACCGUUUGGCUGAUCGGGAAUAUUUCAGCCCGAUUCAUUAUGGUAAGAAAUUGUUUCAGCAGUAUUGUGUUGAUUCUUAUGGUAAAGUUGAAGGUAAUAAUUUAAAUUACAUUCGAGCAAAUCAAACCAACCUUCGUGUUGAUAGUUAUGAAGGUUUAGCUGACCAUUUGAAUGCACGAGCUGAAGAGCGAGGCCUUCAACCAGGUCGUAUUGUUGUUCUUCCUUCGAGUUUUCAAGGAAGUCCACGUGCCAUGGCUCAAAACUAUCAAGAUGCUAUGGCAGUUAUUGGCCAACGUGCACACGAUCGGCCUGAUUUAGUUUCUCGAGUUUUUAAAUUGAAACUAAAUGAACUCCUUAAAGAUGUUACUGAAAUGGGAGUUCUAGGUUAA
Messenger RNA from Hydractinia symbiolongicarpus, 1110 nucleotides. RefSeq lists its product as uncharacterized. NCBI's taxonomy places the organism in Eukaryota, Metazoa, Cnidaria, Hydrozoa, Anthoathecata, Hydractiniidae. The coding region runs from base 1 to 1110 and encodes 369 amino acids. The transcript has 4 exons. The record is from RefSeq and is a predicted model, not a curated record.